CCAGUCUCUUCUUUGAAUGAGAGUUUGAGACUUACAGAAGUAAAGGGAGGGGCACUGAGUUUAUAGGGCCCUCCUGUCCCCUUGAUGCAACAUUUCCAUACCCUUGUAAAGUCUAAUCCACUUGAGUUUUCCCCUCAGUGGUGCAUUUCAACUUGUCAUCAGUCCUGGUAAGAAUUUUUAACCUGUUUUUAACUUAGCUGUUUUAGAUUGUUUUCUAUAUUUUACAUAUUGAUUUAAGUAUUUAUAUUUUGGGAUGUAUACAAGAUGAGUUAAUUAAAGCACAUUUAAAUAUUAAGAUGUAAUACUGAAAGCCAUGGGCUGUUACUGUAUUAGUGAGGAAAAAAUAAUAAAAGCUAACAGAAUAGUAUAAUUAAAUACUUAAACAUUGCCUUCUUUAAGAAAACAAGGCAUAGCAAUAUAAAUUAAAGUGCAGAAAAGGCACUUUUGAAAUACAAAAUGAUCUAAUAGGUGUGCACAGAGAUAUGUCAAUGAAUAUUGUUAUAACUACUUUAUUUCAUUCUUCUAUUAAUUAACAGUGUUGUGUGUUUUGAAUAUCAUGUCGAACUCAUGUUUUAAGAUGGAUGUUGGGGGAAAAAAACUGAAUGUAGUGGUGGGUAAUCCUUUUAUUUAUUUAUUUAUUUUACUCUGGCUUUUAGGAAUUUCGGAAUGCCAAACACUUGCUGCUUCAACACUUGUUCACAUUACUAAUGCCCGAAAGAGCUUGAAUUAAAAGCUUUCAGCAACUUUGACCUAAUGAAAUGAGGCUUUCCAGCAUUAUUUCAUUCAUUAUUAUCGUCAACUGCCUGAACACUUUUCAGAGUGUGUUUGGCAAGAAUGAGAAAUCAGCCAGCAAGAGAGGAGAAAAACAAUCCUUUGCACGGUCAGGGCAGUUUUCAACCAAACAAAAACAUGAGUGCACAUGGGAGAUAUCCGGAGACCUUAUGGUUAACCUGUCUCUAAGUUGCAAGGACCAAGCCAACAUCAACUACAAGUGUACUUAUGAAGGAGAACCGCAGAAGUGUCAUGCAUAUAAUGCGAAAGCCAAUCAAUACUGGAAACAAAUUCUUGGAAAAUUUAAGAAACUAAAAAAUGCAUGCGAGGAAAAUACCUUAAAGUCACGCAUAUGUAAGAAGGCUGCAGAAGUGGAGUCUCAUCUGAAGAAGAUUAGUGGAGAUGUAGCAGAUGGUAUGGAACAAGGCAAUAAGAGAAUGGGUCAAUCAAAAGGAUCUAGAAAAGGCUCCAGAACAAACCUGCCUGAGGUGAACGGAAAUGUUGGAGCAGAAAAGAAAAGUAAUGACAAAAAGAAAAAGACAGAUAAGAAAUUGAACGACAAGGCUGACCCAACAAGUCCAUCGGCAAUUUCUGACCUCCUUCCUACGGCUGGAAUUGUCAAUGAUGAUAUGGAGUUAAAUGAAGAUCUGGCUGAAGCCCACUGUGCAGAAAAUUGGCAAUCCGUGUGUUCAUUUUUUGUAAACUUCUGGAAUGGCUAACAUCAAAAUAGCACUGUUUGUUAGAAGCAUUUAUAAUACAUCCUUAUUUGUAACUAAAAGGUACUAACACAGGAAUUUCUUGUUAAAUCCUUUGGGCUGGUUAAUACCUAGCACGACUUACAAAUCCCCCAGUACUAAAGCAAGUGUAGACUUGUCUGUAUUUAAUUGUGAUUGUAGAUUUUUAUUUCAAUAUGUUCUUUUUUAGGACAAUUUUGUUUUGGUUUUUUUAAUAUGCCACAACAUUAAGAAUUUGUGUACUUCAAGUCAAUUAAGAUGUCAUUUCUGUUUUAAUUCUCUGAAAUAAUUACUGUGGAUGAUUUAUUGUAGUAUGUAGAUUUAUCAAUAAAAAUAAAUUUUUGCUAGGUAUUGCAUUGAUUUGUAUACUUAGUUGGC
Messenger RNA from Pelobates cultripes (western spadefoot toad), 1883 nucleotides. The record is from the annotation of a GenBank genome assembly. NCBI's taxonomy places the organism in Eukaryota, Metazoa, Chordata, Amphibia, Anura, Pelobatidae.